AUGAAGAUGUGUCGAGUAUUCUUUGCUAUGGCCGUGCUAAGUUUGUCACUUGCAGUAAAUUCCACCUCAUGGGACUAUCGUCACCAUCAAGCAUCAAGACAUCGCUAUACUAUCGAAAGCACCAAGACUGCCAUGGAUGCAGCAUUACAGACCCCUCACCCACAUCUCGACAUUCGCAGUAUCAAGGUGAUUCAAAGCAGUGAAAACCAGCCAGUGCAUGGUGAUACCAGAGUACGAGCAGAUGUGGUUGGUUUUGAAAAGGACGUGGAGGCUUUUGCUGCUGCUGGGCCAUUGCAGUCGAUCACUAGUAUCCACGUUGGUAAUCAUGUCCAAGGCAAAAUCUCCACGACGUUGUCACCGAUGAAGGUUCUCAAACAUGAAGGGUAUAGUGAAAACCAAGUGAUUGCAAAGGAUCGAGGCGAGGUCUUGGCUUGUAUGGAAGGCACGGAGGGCUAUUUGGAUGACUUGAAAGGGAAGACGGGCAAGGAGUCAAUGCUGUACACAAAGAACCCAUUCUUUGACUGUUUUCGACCGUCACAUGAGGUUUUUGACUUCUUGGACACGAUGACGGAACAGAAUCCUGACUUCAUGACCAAGUACGAAAAUGUGUCGAUCACGUACGAAGGACGAGCGAUUCCGGCUUUCAAGAUUUCUACCACGGCAAAACGAGAAGAAGUGAUGGCUAUGCCCAAAAAGACGCUGUAUACACAAGCACUCAUUCAUGCUCGAGAAUGGCAGGCAGGAGCUGCAACUUUCUACACGAUGGCGUCGAUGCUGGAUGAGUUACGAGCUGGAGACAAAGCUGCUAUCAAUCUCUUUGACAGCUUUGACUGGUAUUUCGUACCGAUCGUGAAUAUUGAUGGAUAUCAGUAUACGUGGAAAGUCAAUAGGAUGUGGCGCACGAAUCGACACUUGGUGCAUUUGAAUGGUCAGGAGGUUGGCGUGGAUCUUAAUCGGAACUGGCCACCCGAGGAAUAUUUCAACCUUGAUCCGAGCAAUGUCGAUCAGGAGACGUAUCCAGGUGAAUAUCCACUCAGUGAAGUAUCAAGUGCUGGUUUAUUUGAUUUCAUCCGAACUCUGGAUUCACUUGGUGGAAUUCUCGAUAUGCAUGCAUUUGGUGGUCAAGUGCUUCGUCCAUUUAGUAAUCAACCAGGUAGUGGAGACGAACCAUUUGGUUCAAAGAUGCGUACACUGGGGAAUAGUGUACGCAAUGCACUAUCGACACACCCAAAUGUACAGUAUACAAGUGAAACUGGAGCUAAUCUCUAUAGAGCCUAUGGAUGUUUUGAUGAUGGCAUGUUUUUGGAAUUUAAUUAUACUGUACCAGCAUUGACAAUUGAAGUGGAAGGGAGUGACUUUAUAUCACCUCAAGCUUCCAUUCGGUCUGUUGGUCAAAACAUUCACUUGGGUUUGCGUCAAUUUGCACAGGAAGCGCAUGAGUAUACACAACAAGAAGAAGUGGAGGCGGAUGUUCGCAAAGAAGAUCAACUGUAUAUUAACGAAUUUGGACGGAAUAAUGCGCUACUGCAUGAAAUUCGUGACCAAAAGAAGGUGUUGAAGGCCAAAUUGGAUACUUUGGACGAUGCCAAUACGGACCUCAUGAUGGGCGAAGGUGACAAUGUCCAAUUAUUUAUUGGGGAGAGCUUUGUCGAGACAUCCGAGGAAUCGGCUCAAGAACACAUUGAAAAAAGGGUGGAGGAAGCAAAUACGGAACUCGAGAAGCUGCAAGCAGAGGAAGCUAAGCUAGAGGCUCGACAGUCGAUUCUGAAAAAGUUGCUAUACAGCCGCUUUGGCCAGAGCAUUAAUCUGGAGGACAGCUAA
Messenger RNA from Peronospora farinosa, 1821 nucleotides. The record is from the annotation of a GenBank genome assembly. NCBI's taxonomy places the organism in Eukaryota, Oomycota, Peronosporomycetes, Peronosporales, Peronosporaceae.